AUGUCGGGUCAAGCUGAAUCAUCUUCUGCGGCAGCGAGAAAAGCUCUCAAUGCUGCUGGCAGUGGUGCAACACCAGAUUACGAACUGCCAUGGGUAGAAAAAUACCGACCUGUCUAUCUCGACGACGUUGUUGGGAACACAGAGAUCAUCGAACGACUCAAGAUUAUUGCAAAAGAUGGAAACAUGCCGCAUGUCAUCAUCUCUGGCAUGCCGGGAAUUGGGAAGACCACAUCCGUCUUGUGUCUUGCGCGGACACUUCUGGGUGACGCAUACAAAGAGGCCGUGCUGGAGUUGAAUGCGAGCGAUGAAAGAGGUAUUGAUGUCGUCCGGAAUAGAAUCAAAGGAUUUGCGCAAAAGAAGGUGACGUUGCCACCUGGGCGGCACAAACUGGUUAUUCUUGAUGAAGCCGACAGCAUGACACCUGGGGCACAACAGGCGCUGCGACGAACCAUGGAAAUCUAUUCGAACACCACCCGCUUUGCAUUUGCUUGCAACCAAUCGAACAAGAUCAUCGAACCUCUGCAAUCGAGAUGUGCAAUCCUGCGGUUUUCCCGUCUGACGGACGCGCAAGUGGUGAAGCGCCUGAUGCAAAUAGUCGAGGCAGAAAAGGUGGAAUACUCCGAAGAUGGCCUGGCUGCUCUCGUGUUCAGCGCAGAAGGAGACAUGCGACAGGCGAUUAAUAACCUGCAGAGUACGUGGGCAGGAUUCGGCUUCGUCAGUGGGGACAACGUCUUCCGAGUCGUCGACAGUCCGCACCCCGUAAAAGUCCAAGCAAUGAUCAAGGCAUGCUGGGAGGGCAAGAUCGACAGCGCAGUUGACUCGUUGAAGGAAUUAUGCACUAUGUUCCGCGUCACGAAGACCAUCCCCACACUCUCGGAGCAUUCGAAACUCGAAUUCAUCAAAGAAAUUGGAUUCACGCACAUGCGCAUUCUCGAGGGAGUCCAAUCUUUUCUGCAACUGAGCGGAUGUUUGGCCAAACUGUGCAAGAUAAAUAUGAAGCCGGAGCUGUUUGAGGUUCCAGCAUGA
Messenger RNA from Fonsecaea nubica, 1026 nucleotides. RefSeq names its product replication factor C subunit 4. Bases 1 to 1026 code for a protein of 341 amino acids. The record is from RefSeq and is a predicted model, not a curated record. Lineage: Eukaryota; Fungi; Ascomycota; Eurotiomycetes; Chaetothyriales; Herpotrichiellaceae. The transcript is spliced from 4 exons. Gene Ontology annotation, biological process: DNA repair; DNA-templated DNA replication. Gene Ontology annotation, molecular function: DNA binding; ATP hydrolysis activity; ATP binding. Gene Ontology annotation, cellular component: DNA replication factor C complex; nucleus; Ctf18 RFC-like complex.